ACAAGCUUGCCUUUUUUCUAAAGUAAAGCUUUGUCAACCAACCAUAGCUAGUCUUACCUUAUCCAAAGUCCAAACCCAUAUCUCUAAGUUAUCCUUUGUACGCUCUGCCCUUGGCUGCAACUAUUCAAUCUACGCGACAGAUUGUGGGCAUAACGAAGAUGGCAACAUCAGCAGUUCUUGCUCCAGCAACAGUCACCGGUGCCUUGAUAAGGUGCGGUAGCAGAACCCCGAAGAGAAUGAAGAAGGUGGUGUAUCUGAAUGGAUUGAAUUCCUAUGGAGGUCUUAAAGCACACAACAAGGUGGUCUCUCUCGGCCUACCACCAUGCACUGAGCAGUGCUUCGCAAAUGUUGUGAGCUCACUCAAGACAACAUCCAAAAGAAGUGGUGGUGGUGCACUUUCUUCUACAUGCGAUGCUGCGUCUGAGAUAUUCAAGAUUGCUGCCAUCAUGAAUGGACUUGUUCUAGUUGGGGUUGCAGUUGGCUUUGUUCUUCUGCGAAUUGAAGCAUGGUUAGAAGAAUCUGAAUCUGAGUGACAAAUAUUCUUCUCUACCUAAUGUUUAAUUGAUUUGUUUUGCUGUAAAAUCAAAGUUUGCAGGAAAACUCUUUGUAAUUUUUCGCAAUAAAUUUAAUCUUUAGUUUACACAUUCA
Pistacia vera is the source of this 648-nucleotide messenger RNA. RefSeq lists its product as uncharacterized. NCBI's taxonomy places the organism in Eukaryota, Viridiplantae, Streptophyta, Magnoliopsida, Sapindales, Anacardiaceae. The transcript is spliced from 2 exons. The record is from RefSeq and is a predicted model, not a curated record. Bases 159 to 533 code for a protein of 124 amino acids. Gene Ontology annotation, cellular component: cytochrome b6f complex.